UAAAUACAUAAAUAAAUAAUAUAUAUAUAUAUAUAUAUUAUAAUUUAGCCGUUCUCCCACGCAGUGUGGAAAUUGGAAACUUUUUCUUUGGCCCAGUCAACAUUUGGCCCACUUUCACUAAAAAAAGCUCUGCUUGUCUUCCUCCUCCGCUUCCUCUCCCUCUUCUUCUUCAAAAUUAGGGGAUAAUUAGGGUUAGGGUUAGGGUUUCUUCGUCGAUGAAGCAUAGCUCCUAGCUUCAACCAUGUCGUCGGCCAUGGCGUCCCUCACAUCGCCGGCGCCAGACCCUCCCUUCGAGCCCUCGGCGUGGUAUGGCAACAUCCAGUAUUUGCUCAACAUCUCCAUAGCCGGCGCUGCCUCCUGCCUCCUCCUCUUCCUCCUCGUCAAGCUCCGCAGUGACCACCGCCUCGUCCCUGGACCCUCCGCCCUCUUUUCCAAGCUCCUUGCCGUCUAUCAUGCGACCUUCUCCCAGAUCGCCCUCCACUGCGGCGCUGACGCCUCCCAGUUCCUCCUCAUCGAGCGAUCCUCCUUCUCGAUUCUUCUCUUCGUCUCUCUCGCCGCCCUCUUCUUCGCGCUCCCUCUCAACCUCCUUGCCCCUGCUCCCAUCUCCGACCUCUUCGCGGCCACCACUAUCUCGCACGUUCCCCCAGGCUCCCCUCUUCUCUGGCUUCACUUCGCUCUCAUGGUUCUUGUUGUUGCUCUCGCCCACUUCGGCCUCUCCAAGAUGGAGAACGAUCUCCGAAUCACCCGCUUCCGCGAUGGCAGCGGCAACCCUAGCGAUCCCAGCUCCAAUUCCGUCGCGAUCUUUACGAUCAUGGUGCAGGGCGUCCCCAAAGCCCUCGCCGCUGAUAAAUCUCCAUUGGAGGAGUAUUUCAAGCAUCGUUAUCCUGGCAUGGUCUACCGCGUCAUCGUCCCCUUCGAUCUUUGCUCCCUGGAAGAGCUUUCUAUCAAGUGGGUCGAGGUUCAGAACAAGAUUUGUCGGCUUGAAGCUCGCUUGGAUGCCUCUGAGAGCUUUCCAGAUGGAGGUCCUGGUGUUGGUGAUGAGAACCAGGUUUUAAGAAGAUUGAAAGAUGCCUGGGCAAUGGCUUGCACUAGGUUGGGAUUUACUGAUGAAGAGCGCUUGAGAAAGCUGCUGAAUUUGAGGUUGUUUCUGAAGAACAGGUUGUUGGAUUACAAGGAAGGCCGAGCUCCGGGCGCUGGGAUUGCAUUUGUGGUGCUUAAGGAUGUAUACACGACGAACAAGGCUGUGAGAGAUUUCCGUGUGGAAAGGAAGAAGAAGCCAGUUGGGCGGUUUUUCCCUUUGAUGGAGCUUCAGCUAGAGAGAAGCCGGUGGAGAGUGGAACGAGCUCCAGCGGCUUCAGACAUAUACUGGAAUCACUUGGGCUUUAGCAAACUCUCUUUGAGGCUUCGGAGGAUUGCGGUGAACUCUUGCCUUUUAUUAAUGCUUUUGUUCUGUAGUUCUCCUCUGGCAGUGAUAACUGGCAUAAAGAGUGCUGCCAGGAUUAUUAAUGCUGAAGCCAUGGAUAAUGCGCAGCAGUGGUUAGCUUGGUUUGAAGGCUCCAGCUGGUUUGGUGCCUUGGUUCUUCAAUUCUUUCCCAAUUUCCUUAUAUUUGUAAGCAUGUAUAUAAUCAUACCAUCUGUUCUCUCGUAUCUUUCCAAGUUUGAAAGGCAUCUUACUGUUUCCGGGGAACAGCGGGCUGCCUUGCUUAAGAUGGUUUGCUUUUUCCUGGUGAAUCUCAUCAUUUUGCGUGGCUUAGUUGAGUCCACGCUUGAGAGUGCAAUACUUAAGAUGGGAAGGUGUUACUUGGACGGUGCAGAUUGUCAGCGGAUUGAGCAGUAUAUGAGCCCAUCCUUUCUGACCAGAUCUUGCCUCUCUACACUUGCGUUUCUGAUCACGUGCACUUUUCUUGGGAUUUCAUUUGAUUUGUUGGCUCCGAUACCUUGGAUAAAGAAGACAUUGAGGAAGUUUCGGAAAAAUGACAUGAUACAGUUAGUGCCAGAGCAGAAUGAGGAUUACUCUGCAGACCAUAACAAUGACGAGAAUAACUUACGGAUGCCUCUUGUACCUGGGACGGAUGAUAGCCCACGAUCGAAUGGUGUUGAGGGACAUGAUCUUUCUAUAUACCCAAUAAAUAGGAGUUUCCAUAUUCCAAAGCAGAAGUUUGAUUUCGCUCAAUACUAUGCUUUCAAUCUCACCAUAUUUGGGCUCACCAUGAUUUACUCAUUGUUCGCACCACUUGUGGUACCUGUUGGUGCUUUCUACUUCGGCUAUCGAUAUAUGGUCGACAAGUACAACUUCUUGUUUGUGUACAGAGUUCGGGGAUUCCCUGCGGGCAAUGAUGGAAAGCUAAUGGAUAGGGUCUUGUGUAUCAUGCACUUUUGCGUGGUCUUGUUUCUCAUGUCAAUGCUGCUGUUCUUCUCGGUUCAAGGAGACUCUACAAAGUUGCAGGCCAUUUUUACCCUUGGAUUGUUAUUCUUUUAUAAAGUAUUUCCAUCUAGAAAUGAUGGGUUUCAGCCUUCUAUCUUGGAAGGGAUGCAAACAGUUAAUAGCUUUGUUGACGGGCCCACUGAAUAUGAGGUUUUCUCACAACCUGAUUUUGAUUGGGAUAUCUAUCAAAUAUGAAGCAAGAUCUAGACUACAUCAAGCUUAUUGUGGUACAUGUUCACGCUUACAAGGAUGUUUGAAUUGGUACGUACCACAAUGGGAAGGUUCUCUAGUUCCAAUAGGUUGUGUUUUAGCGGGCAUAUGGUUAUACAAAUGCUUAUUUUCUCAAACUAGAAGGAAUGUAGUUUGUUUUGUAAACUAUGGCUCAGAUUUGAAAUUAGAAAAAAUUGUGCUAUUUUGUAGAUUGUCAACAUAAUUAAUUAAACUGAAAUUUUGUAUUUGAGGAUUUGCUUUGGGCGUAGUUUGCUUUA
Molecule: messenger RNA, 2913 nt
Organism: Dioscorea cayenensis subsp. rotundata (Guinea yam)
Lineage: Eukaryota; Viridiplantae; Streptophyta; Magnoliopsida; Dioscoreales; Dioscoreaceae
Product: CSC1-like protein At4g35870
Exons: 2
Coding region: 242-2620 (792 amino acids)
Cellular component (GO): plasma membrane
Molecular function (GO): calcium-activated cation channel activity
Source: RefSeq, a predicted model, not a curated record